AUGCAGUUGUGGAAUUCCCUGCUUCUCUCCGUCGGUCCAUCUCAAUUGGUUGUAUGCGAUAAUCAAUUGGUCAAUUUGUGCACCUACUUUCUGCACCGAUGUUCAAUCCUUAUUCACCGCCGUCAUUUGCGCAACAAUCUCAUUCUGCACUUUUCCAACCUCGUGGAUUACGGUCUGCUCUCAGCCAGUCAGUUGCGACAGUUGAUGGCUAUUUACGACAAACUGAUUGCCGCGCACACAGCCUCGAACGGUGGGAAUAGCACUGGUGUCGUUUCAUGUGCAUCAAACGGUGCUUCAAUUAACGGGGCCACGAAUACAACCUCCUCGGCUGGUUCGAGUUUGCCCGCGGCAACUGAAGCAACGGAGGCGUGA
Molecule: messenger RNA, 372 nt
Organism: Echinostoma caproni
Lineage: Eukaryota; Metazoa; Platyhelminthes; Trematoda; Plagiorchiida; Echinostomatidae
Source: the annotation of a GenBank genome assembly